GAGGGCUCUGGUCAUCAGGGACCCCAGGCGCGACAGGGAUGCGCGUGGGCCGAGACAGUGGCCUUUCCACAGCGCUAGACCAGGCCCCAAAGGGCCAGCGAGGGUCCGCGGGGUGCAGGACCAGGGAGCCACCUCUCUCUUCCGCAACCCGGCCUAGCCGAGGCUUGAGGGAGAGGGCGCUAAGUUCCCGGGGACCUAGGCCUGGGCAGGGGUAAGACCUGGAUGCCCAGACCGCUCCCCCGAGUCUCCUUCAGCCCCCCGGGGCGCUAUGCGGGAUAACGGCCGCCUUGCAGUCACCCUGCUGCGGAGGGAGCCCACGUCCAGCCAGCGACCCCGGGCCUCCUUCCCUGCCUCCUUCCACGUUCCCACCCCUGCCGAGAGCACCGCCCCAUUACUUGAUUAGGUCCCUGUAGUCCACGAAGGAUAAGAUGAGCAGCAGAGGGUCGGUGGGCAGCGACUCCAGGGUCAGCAGCCCCGUCUCGGCCUCUACGGCAGCCAUCUUGCCCGGCCCGCUGCAGCCUUGGCACCACCCCGGCCCCGCCCCCGCCCCCGCCGCCCGAACCGCUCGGCGGCCGCUAGCACAGGCUUCUAAACCUACUGGUCCCAGAGAAAGUUUCUUCCAACUACUUAAGUGUAAGAAAUAAUCAAAUGGGUUGUGUGGUGAGAGAGGCUUGGGAAAUCCAAAAGACGUCACAGGUCAGUCACUUACGUGGCUUGACUGUUCCAUGUUCCACUGGAUCCAUAACAGAGAAUCCGGAUGGCAAGCUGCAAAAAUUGGCAGGGGCCCUUCAGUGUGCUGUCGAUGUGUCUGGAAUUCAAAUAGUAGGAUGCAGAGAUGCCAUGACAAUGGGAAGCAAGCUUUACCUGGAGAAAAUGAUGCGGACAUGGCUGCUGCAACCCGUACUCACACACGGGGACCUUCGCAACCACUCUCCAGCGGUCCCCAUCAUGCCUGACUGCGAUUGCCCUUACUCAAGGGCAUUAAAUUAAAAAGUAAUGUAGCCGGUGAUUCUUUUUUUCCCCUAUCCUCCCCCCCCCUCCCCAUCCAGGCAGUGAAGAAUGGGGCAAGUAAAAUAAAAACCUUGACUGC
Molecule: messenger RNA, 1090 nt
Organism: Mus musculus (house mouse)
Lineage: Eukaryota; Metazoa; Chordata; Mammalia; Rodentia; Muridae
Product: RIKEN cDNA 4931422A03 gene
Exons: 5
Coding region: 649-990 (113 amino acids)
Source: RefSeq, marked validated